ACCUGCGUCUCUCCCCUGCCCUUCAUUCAGCAGUUGUGCAAGGGGCUGUGCCUUCUGCUGUGAGGUGACACCCAAAGACUGACAGCCCUGGGCUGCUGUGUGUUGCACAAUGCUGGCUCCUCCUUGAACCUGAAUGCGCCUCGUGUUUGUAGCUGCUGCCAUUCUGAGCUUCCUCUCUGGCAGCACCUGUGUCUCUGUGGAUAUGAAACUAAUUUCUAGAAGCCCCUUCCUGCUCUGAACCACCCCGAAAUCCUCCCGUUGGCAGGAUUAAGCCCUGAGAAGCUGGAUACUACCUGAAGGGACCUAGCUGAGGUUCCCACACAGCUGAGAAAUGGAUACACAGGAUCCAGUGGAGUGUGGCGGUUCUGAGAGUGUGAGAGACCAGUGCAGGCAACCCAGGACCAGCAGAAACAUGUGUCAGGAGACCAGUUUGGAGCAGGACUGUGGGAUGCCCGAACUGCGACUCCUUCUCCUGGGGAAACGUGGCUGUGGGAAAAGUGCCACAGGAAACACCAUUCUGGGUAAACCGGUGUUUGAGUCCAAGUUCAGUGAUCAACCAGUGACUACAAGGUGCCAGAGAGAAAGUAGGGUCCUGAGGGGGAAGCGGGUUGUGGUUAUUGACACCCCUGACUUUUUCUCCUCAAUGGCUUGUGCUAAAGACAAGCAAUGCAACAUCCAGCAGUGCUUGGAGCUCUCUGCUCCCAGCCUCCACGCGCUGCUCCUUGUAAUUCCUCUUGGCCAUUAUACAACAGAGGAUGAGGAGACCAUUGAGGGCAUCCUGGAGGUGUUUGGUGCUGAAGCCAAGAAGCAUAUCAUUAUUGUCUUCAUUCAGAAGGAUGAUCUGAUGGAUGACUUGCUGCAACAAUACACUGAAAACAAGAGGUCUCUUAUGGAGUUGUUUCAAAACAAUGGAGGCCGAUACUGUGCCUUCAAUAACCUGGCAUAUGGGGGUGAGCGGGACACCCAGGUGCUGCAGCUCCUCUGCAAGGUCCAGAGCUUGGUGGAUGACAGCCGAGGACCAUAUUAUGUGCACUUCAGAACUGAAGGCAGCAGGUUCCAGGAUUUUAAGAAUGAAGCCCCACAUCAGGAGGGGGACCAUCCACAUGGCCCAGAAGAGAGGCAACUUCAGGCCACAGGAUCUGAGCAGGACCCAGAGGCCUCAGAACUGAAGGUUCUCCUCAUUGGGAAGCGUGGUGUUGGGAAAAGUGCAGCAGGAAACAGUAUUCUGGGGAAGCGGAUCUUUGAGACUCGUUUCAGUGAAGAGCCUGUAACCCAGAGGUUCAGAUCUGAGAGAAGAAUCUGGAGAGAGAAGGAAGUUGUGAUCAUUGAUACUCCGGACAUCUCAUCCUCCAGGGAUGUUGAAUCAGAGCUUAGGAAGCACACCUUUCCAGGCCCCCAUGCCUUCCUGCUGGUGGUCCCACUGGGCUCCUACACCGAGAAAGACAAAGCCGUGCUAGACACCAUCCGAGGAUGUUUUGGAGAAAAAUUCAUCGAAUACACGUUCAUUCUCCUCACCAGGAAAGAAGAUUUAAGGGAUCAGGAUCUGGAUGUGUUCUUAAGAGGAAAUGGAGCUCUCUAUGAGCUCCUCCAGAAGUGUGAAUUCAGAUAUAGCACCUUUAAUUACCGGGCAACGGGGCAAGAGGAGCAAAGGCAGGUAGAUGAGCUCCUGCACACAAUCCAGAGCAUGGUGCAUCAGAAGGCGAGCAGGCCUUGUGUCUUCAGAAAACAAGAAACCCUGAGCAUUAUCCUAGUGGGACGGAGUGGAGUUGGGAAGAGUGCAACUGGGAACACUCUCCUGGGCAGCCCCGUCUUCCUCUCUCAACUGCAACCCCAGGCAGUCACCAAGAAGUGCCAGAGCAGCAGGAGGACAUUGGACUGGCAGGACAUUGUGGUUGUGGACACACCCUCAUUCUUCCAGAUGCCCGGUAAGGAAAAGAACUCAUCCUGGCCAGAGGAAGAGGUCCAGCGCUGUUUGUUCUGCUGUGAAGAAGGGGCCAUCAUUCUGGUGCUGGUGUUCCAACUGGGACGAUUCACUCAAGAGGACAAAAGAGCAGUGGCAGAACUAGAGGCCAUCUUUGGGGAGGAUGUCAUGAAAUACACGAUUGUGCUGUUCACGCGGAAGGAAGAUCUUGAAUCUGGGACUAUUGAUGAUUAUGUCCAAAACAUAGAAAACAAAGCCCUUAGGAAUGUACUUAGAAAAAGUGGGUGGCGAGUUUGUGCUUUUAAUAACAAAGAGACUGGCCAAGCCCAGGAAGAACAGAUGAAAGCUCUUUUGACAAUGGCCAAUGACCUGAGGAGAAGUCUUGGAGGACAUGGGUAUCCCCAUACCUGGAAGGAUAUCAGUAAGCGCAUUAAAAAUGCCCAGCAAAGGCACAGUCCCCAAACAUUAAUAAGUAGUCUGAAAGAUCUGUUAAAGUAGGUAGCUGAAGUGCCUGGUGUCUCUGCAAGGUAGAAGCAUCCAGAAGAUAAAGAAGGGUGGGUGGGAUAGAACUGUCAGGAUGAUAGAGGAGUCCAUGGCUUUGAGUUCUUGAGAGAGAAAUGCAUCCUAGGCUGUGAUGCUACAGCUAUUCAGAGGAUACAACCACCUAUGUGGCUGAGGCAGGUAUUAGGGGACUGUAAAGAAGAAAGGGGGAACAAGAUAUAGAAACAUGAAAAAAAUGUUUCAAAAUUAGACUGAUACUAAGGGUCAGGCCAGCUCACAAGAAUCACCUUACCUAUGUAGAUAGCUUGGAGUCAGGACAGACACCAUGGCCAAGGCAGAGGCAACUAGGGAGUCAGAAUACACAUAGCUACACAAGAAUCAGGGGAUCCAGAUACAUAGAUCAGGGCAAUAUCCAGCACACUCCUGGGUCAUAGGCACUGUCCAACAAUGCAGGACAUCUGGGAUGUCCAGGGCUGUCUUGCAAGCCUGCUGGUUCCAUGAUGUCCUGUGUAUCCUCCACUGGCUCCUCAGGGCCAGUGAGUUUCUUUCCUCAUGUGGUGACUAUCCUUUAGUGCUCUUCUUAUUGCAUACCUGCAUGUAAAGUGGGACACAGUCUCCCAUUGCUUGUGGAAAUGGAUGUGAGUCUUUUGAGAUUGUAUUGAUCAGCAUCACAUUGAAAUAGACUAUAAGGAA
Molecule: messenger RNA, 3115 nt
Organism: Lepus europaeus (European hare)
Lineage: Eukaryota; Metazoa; Chordata; Mammalia; Lagomorpha; Leporidae
Gene: GIMAP8
Product: GTPase, IMAP family member 8
Exons: 5
Coding region: 332-2419 (695 amino acids)
Cellular component (GO): endoplasmic reticulum
Molecular function (GO): GTP binding
Source: RefSeq, a predicted model, not a curated record